GGAAGCCUAAGAAAAAAAAUGCCAUCACUGUGAAUAAGAAAAGGAGGAAAACUAUCAAAUAAGGGAUUGUUGUGUGUUGGUGGAUCGGAAAAUUGGAGUAAUGGACAAGUUUUUAGGAGUCUCAGAAAUUGAUAAGGAAUCGGAGGUCCAGAAAGUUUCACCAGAACGGAAUGAGCCCAAGCGCAAAUGUGUAAAGUCCAUUGUUUGGAAUUAUUUCAAACGAUUAGAAAGUGGAUCAGCCAAAUGCCUCACCUGUGGGCAUGUUUACAAAUCCUGUGGAAACACUACAAACCUAUUCAAUCAUUUGAAGCGGGCUCAUCCGACUGUGCUCAUCGUUCCAAAAGUCGGAGCAACGAUUGCGGACUUUUUCGACACUAAUGCAUGGCUCAUCCCGGAAAUCUUCGCUGGACAAGGCUCUUAUUUCGAUGAUCGCUACAGACCUACAGCCUUUCAGGAUUGUGGAGGACGGAGGAUUCCGCAAUUUUGUCUACUGUCUCGACCCGCAAUACACUUUACCCAGCAGGAGGACAUUAAAUGAUGUCUUAUUGUCAAACAUGUAUGAUGAUAUGACCAAAAAACUUAAGGACAUUCUUAGUAAGGUAAGGCACUGCGCUGUGACCACAGAUGGAUGGACAUCAAGGGCCAAUGACCAUUAUUUAACGGUCACGUGCUAUUUUUUUAUGGAUGAUUUUGAAAUCAAAAGCGCAGUCUUGUCCACAAGCAAACUUCUUAACGAUUUGGAUCAAACGAGCGAAAACAUUGCUAUCUCCCUUCAUAAAGUUUUCUCAGAGUGGGGUGUGGCCAGCAACAUAUCUGCCAUUGUGACAGAUAAUGCAUCCUCCAUGAUCAAGGCCUGCUCAAUUUUAGGAAAACGUCACAUGCCUUGCUUUGCCCAUACCUUGAAUCUUAUCAUGCAGGAUACCUUACAGCUGGAAAAGAUAAAGCCUAUUAUUGCCAAAUGUAAGCGUAUCGUAGCUUUUUUUAAGAGCAGCUCAAAUGCUUACGCGAAAUUAAAGUCUGUCCAGGAAAGUCAUACCUCUUACGGUCUUACACAAGAAGUCCCGACUAGGUGGAAUAGCUGCUACAAAAUGGUGAGCAGGAUUCUGAAAAUAAAAGACUCCAUUUUUCGUGUGUUAUUGGACACAAAAAAAGAUCCUCCACCGCUAACAGCAGAAGAAGUUUCUGUUCUAUACGACCUUGAGCUAUUGUUUGAGCCGUUUGAUACUGCUACCAACAGGGUCUCAGGAAGCAGUUACAUAUGUGACAAUAUCGCUAAUAAUACCGUUAUCGGCUGAUCUCCACCAUCGUCUUAGCAACAUGAUUCCAUCUUUUAAGACUUUGGAUGGUGUCGAAACGUGCAAUUACAUAUUGCAAAAGAUAAACACUCGGCUGUUUCCGUACGAAAGCAGGACUGUGUCCAAAAUGGCAACCAUAUUAGAUCCCCGUUUUAAAAAGGAGGGCUUUCGAAGCACCGUCUCUGCUGAUUCCGCAAUUGAAGCUCUGAAGAACGAAAUUUCCAACCAUCCAACAAAUUUGAACCCAUACUACGAUUCACAAAACGAUCCACCAACACACGAGUCCCAGGGAAAAUCACCUAUAUUUUCAUUUAAGAAAACCAAAUUGGAAAAUAAAGUGAAGACACCGAAAUCUGAUGCCAUUUUUAUACUCCGACAAUAUUUGGAGAAACCGCACGCAACUCCAGAUAUAAAUCCGCUGGAAUUUUGGAAGAUUAACGCCACUGAAAUGGAAAACCUGUGCCCAGCGCUACCUAUGCAUACCUGCGUGCUCAACUGAGUCCGAGCGCAUAUUCAGUGGGGCUGGAUGCAUAGUGAGUGAUAGACGCGCCUCUCUCAAACCAAAAACGGUUGAUAAGCUAAUUUUUGCAAGCAAAAACCAAUGGCUAACUGAAAUUUAAAUGCUUUCCUUAUUUCGAAAAC
Molecule: messenger RNA, 1937 nt
Organism: Drosophila bipectinata
Lineage: Eukaryota; Metazoa; Arthropoda; Insecta; Diptera; Drosophilidae
Molecular function (GO): DNA binding
Source: RefSeq, a predicted model, not a curated record